CUCAGUUUUAUCAUUCCUCAAUCCUCGCAAUUAAACUCCAGCCGUAAAAAAUGGACACGCUUCUCUCAAGUUCGCCGUCUAUGGUGGCCCGGCCAUCCCUCUCUCCGGUUCUCUCAACUGCUUUCCCGUCGAAGCUCCAUUCCGCCGUCGCAACCUUCUCUUCUUCUCCUCCGAUCAUCGGCGGCUUCCGAAGGAACCACCUCCCGCUCCUACGACCGCUUACUUUCUCCACGCCUCCUAAAUUCUCGAUUCGGUGCGGUGCCGGUGUUAAGGAAAUUAAAGAGAGCGAGUUUCGGAGCACGGUGCUGGAAUCCAGCCGUCCGGUUCUCGUCGAGUUCGUUGCCACUUGGUGUGGACCUUGCCGCUUAAUCUCUCCCGCCAUGGAAUCCAUCGCACAGGAAUACGGAGAUAGAUUAGAGGUUGUGAAAAUCGAUCACGAUGCGAAUCCGCAGUUGAUUGAAGAAUACAAAGUGUACGGACUGCCGACUUUGAUAUUGUUCAAGGAUGGGCAGGAAGUUGCAGAAAGUAGGAGAGAAGGUGCGAUUACGAAGGCCAAGCUUAAAAUGUAUGUUGAUUCUCUCUUGGAGACAUUUUCUGUUGCUUAGCAUAUCCCAACCUUUUUCUGGCCCAUCAUAUUGAUUGCAUAUUUGAAAAAUUAUUGUAUAGUUUUUAACUACAAAAUACCUGGAAUUGGUUACUUGAGUUCUAUAUAUACGAGUAAAACUGAAUGCUA
Molecule: messenger RNA, 733 nt
Organism: Hibiscus syriacus
Lineage: Eukaryota; Viridiplantae; Streptophyta; Magnoliopsida; Malvales; Malvaceae
Product: thioredoxin X, chloroplastic-like
Exons: 2
Coding region: 51-605 (184 amino acids)
Cellular component (GO): cytoplasm
Molecular function (GO): oxidoreductase activity, acting on a sulfur group of donors, disulfide as acceptor; protein-disulfide reductase activity
Source: RefSeq, a predicted model, not a curated record